Messenger RNA from Schistosoma bovis, 678 nucleotides. The record is from the annotation of a GenBank genome assembly. Lineage: Eukaryota; Metazoa; Platyhelminthes; Trematoda; Strigeidida; Schistosomatidae.
AUGACCACUUACUGCGGUGCUAGAGAAGGAACCCAAAGUAUUAGGAACAGUUCUAAUCAAUCAGAUAAUAAUAAUAAUGACGAUGAUGAUGAUGAUGAUGAUGAUGAUGAUGAUGAUGAUGAUGAUGAUGAUGAUGAUGAUGAUGAUGAUGAUGAUGAUGAUGAUGAUGAUGAUGAUGAUGAUGAUGAUGAUGAUGAUGAUGAUGAUGAUGAUGAUGAUGAUGAUGAUGAUGAUGAUGAUGAUGAUGAUGAUGAUGAUGAUGAUGAUGAUGAUGAUGAUGAUGAUGAUGAUGAUGAUGAUGAUGAUGAUGAUGAUGAUGAUGAUGAUGAUGAUGAUGAUGAUGAUGAUGAUGAUGAUGAUGAUGAUGAUGAUGAUGAUGAUGAUGAUGAUGAUGAUGAUGAUGAUGAUGAUGAUGAUGAUGAUGAUGAUGAUGAUGAUGAUGAUGAUGAUGAUGAUGAUGAUGAUGAUGAUGAUGAUGAUGAUGAUGAUGAUGAUGAUGAUGAUGAUGAUGAUGAUGAUGAUGAUGAUGAUGAUGAUGAUGAUGAUGAUGAUGAUGAUGAUGAUGAUGAUGAUGAUGAUGAUGAUGAUGAUGAUGAUGAUGAUGAUGAUGAUGAUGAUGAUGAUGAUCAAAUGACGCUGGUGUUAGUUUGUUUCUUUGAGAAAAUCAUCUAUUUAUAA